Messenger RNA from Guyanagaster necrorhizus, 666 nucleotides. RefSeq lists its product as uncharacterized. Gene Ontology annotation, cellular component: membrane. The record is from RefSeq and is a predicted model, not a curated record. Lineage: Eukaryota; Fungi; Basidiomycota; Agaricomycetes; Agaricales; Physalacriaceae. The coding region runs from base 1 to 666 and encodes 221 amino acids. The transcript has 8 exons.
AUGCUAUUCUCUCCUUGCCAUCUUCUCAUCAACGCUGUCGUGUUGAAGAAACGAGACCUGUCGAACGAUCCCAACAACCCGCUUCGGUACAUCGCGACUAAUGUUCUCACUGCAGUCGCGUUCAGUUUUAUGCUAACGACCGCCCUCAUUCAAACGUAUUGGAUGAAGCGAUGGGGUGCAAGGCGGAUGAUGCCAAUGACUAUCGGCGCAUACAGCACACGGUUCGGCCUACACACGCACCCAGAAUCAAAGGGAAUAUACAUCGUGGAAUAUCUCUUCGUUGUGCUGUCCCCAUACGCGUUCAUUUCAGCCAACUACGUCCUCCUAGGUCGCCUUUCGCGGUACCUGAGAGCACCGGAGCAUUUGUUGAUAAACCCGCCACGAAUCACGGCAGUCUUUAAUGUGACUACAUUUCUGAUUCAGGCUACCGGAGGUGCAGUGACGAUUGGAUCUCGUAUAUUCCUCGUAGGACUAGCACUGCAACUGGGGCCUAUAUUGGUAUCCUGGUAUGUGAGAAUCACGUCAAGUACUGUGAAAUUGCAGAAACGAUUUGUGUACCGGACGAUAGAACUUUCGGAAGGCUCCGAAGGUCGACUGGACAACGAUGGAAUCGUCCUUCUAUGGUUUGGACACGCUGCCGCGAUAUACGUUCCAUUUUGGCCCUGA